Molecule: messenger RNA, 324 nt
Organism: Aphanomyces invadans
Lineage: Eukaryota; Oomycota; Saprolegniomycetes; Saprolegniales; Verrucalvaceae
Exons: 1
Coding region: 1-324 (107 amino acids)
Source: RefSeq, a predicted model, not a curated record
AUGAGCCAAGCCUCUCAAGAGAUAUCAAGCACCAAGACAGUAGAAGUGAUCCAACACCUGCACCACUACCUUAAGGCUGGCAAGUUAGUCCGUGGCGCUUUCACCAGAACUGGUGAAGAGGUCAUCCCGUACAUCCUCGCUGCCUUUGAUGAGUUGAGCAAUGGGAAACUCGAGAGCGUCUUUCUCACCGUCCAAGCGGUGAUGCGGCUGGUACUCGAGCAUGGUGGGAACAACUACGUCAUGCCUCACCUAAAGAAGGCGGCUAUGCGCCGUGCCAGUCUUCUGAUGUCGAACGUGUCCUGCCCUGUCUCGCUUCUGUUGUAG